Molecule: messenger RNA, 1116 nt
Organism: Penicillium malachiteum
Lineage: Eukaryota; Fungi; Ascomycota; Eurotiomycetes; Eurotiales; Aspergillaceae
Exons: 3
Coding region: 1-1116 (371 amino acids)
Molecular function (GO): nucleic acid binding
Source: RefSeq, a predicted model, not a curated record
AUGGCUAUUCAUCCGAGAUUACGGCCCCAGGACUCUCAGGGGAGCCUGUCGCCACAGCAAACUAUGGCUAUUUCCGCGUGGACGGAACAAGCCGCCGCGUCGCUUCAGGAUUUGUCCCUCUCAGAGUGUAACGGAGCCAACGGACCUGUACUGCCAUCAACACCAACACGCUCUACUCUGCGGGGAGCGACUGUAUCUCUCUCGAUUCCGCUUGACGAUGAGCCGGUCAUUCCUUCCAGUGUUAAGGUCGCUGGACCACCACAGACUCGGGCGCCGACAGUCAGUUUUCGGCGCCGAGAGCCUUUGACCCGAGAUAGCAUGAAGAGUCGCGAGGCCUUGUUGAAAGGCAAAGAUGGUAGCCGGCGGCGACAGCGCUGGGAGAACGACCGGUUGCUACAUAACCCAUGGGCAGAGCCACCAUCCCCAAAGGACUGGGUAAUCCAACCUACUCACACACGUCAUAACCCGAUGCCAUACUAUCUGGCACCGCUCUGGGAUGUCCACUUCUCCCGUGUUGCUGAUCAUGAUUCGGCUCGGAAGAACGCUGCGAAGGCCGCCAAUACAAAGCAUCGUGUUCCUAAGGAGCUUCGCUCGAGACUGAAGCAUACUCGUGCUGCCCUUGGCAUGUUGCAAGACUUGGAGGAUGACGUUCGACUCUUUAUCCGCAAGUGGAACGAGAAGCAACAGUAUCUCAUGAGCGAGGGACUUCAAGAUGCUCCCGAGUCCUCGGGUAGCGAUGAGUCAGAGGAUGAGAUUGUUUUUGUUGGUCGUAAUGGGCAGAUGCAUGAUUCCCCUGAGCGCAAGCAGAAACUGCAGCAGCUCCGUCAAGAGCUCAGUUCACACGAUGAACGUGACGGCGAGAAGAUGGUGUUUGAGAGCUUGGUGGAAGAUCGUGCGGCAGCGUUUGGUCGCUGGCUCGUGCAUUCUAUCGCCGCCUAUUACGGAUUGCAUACCUGGUCUGUGACGGUCGGUAGCCCUGCUCGCCGCGAAGCCUAUGUGGGCUUCAACCCACCCAGCCCUGGCAGCCGCGUUGGGCUCGUCACUCAUCCUGCCUGCCAGUCAGAGCUGCUUAAGCCAGGUGAAGAACUUCCUCAGCCUCUGUACACACAGAUUUAG